AUGCAACAUGAAGCGGGCAAGGGUGACGAGACACGCAAGAAGCGCGACAGCUACGGCGACGACAAUGGCAAUGUGGGCUGUCAAUCCUCUUCUAUUGUUUCUACGGAGAGCCCUUCCGGUGUCCGACUUUCAUAUCGCUUCCGGGCUCUGACCGCUCAGCAUCUGGGCUGCCAAUGGUUGCUUCAGUGGUCUGCCCUUUUAGACCUGGGCGACAUCAGUGAGCGCGAGGCACGGUGGCAAGGUCUAGCCGUCCGUGAACGAGAUGUUGAAGUCUCGUAUUCUUACGAUGCUCCAUUGGGGCCGUUGUACAAGUCCCUCAGUAAAAGGACCUCUGGAUUAGACGCGGAUCUUGGUGGUAUUACACCGCGUGCUUCCGGCGCAUUCGGCCCUUUUGCGCGCGUGUUGAGGACGGGCAUAUGGUCUGCCUCCAUCCUUGAAUCCGCCUCUUUCGCCUCCUGCUGUCUUCAAGCUCAAGACAAAAAGAGUCGCGAAUCUGAGACUUCAUAG
Colletotrichum navitas is the source of this 507-nucleotide messenger RNA. RefSeq lists its product as uncharacterized. Lineage: Eukaryota; Fungi; Ascomycota; Sordariomycetes; Glomerellales; Glomerellaceae. The record is from RefSeq and is a predicted model, not a curated record. The transcript has 5 exons. Bases 1 to 507 code for a protein of 168 amino acids.